CCCCCUUUAUUUUAUUUUUAUGUUUGUUAAAAUUCCAUUCACAUUUGAUGAUUUAGGUGUGUAGUAUAUAUAGAUGCAACUCUCUCAACACACACACAAUAUAUUGUAUAUCAACUAGUACAUUCGAUUACUCUCAACCACAUUAUUGUAAGAGAGAUCAUAGAGAUUGACAUGGCAACUACCACCUUCUCGUCUCGUGGUGUACAAACGAUGAACACCAUGUUCGUCAAGCCGAUGCUUAGGAAAUCGAUCCACAAGAAGAGCGCGUCACACGACAUAGUUAGGGACACGGUGAAGACGGAUGGAGCCGGCUGCGCAGGAGAGGAGAUGAAGACGACGAGAGGUUUCUCCGUCGCCGGAGAUACGUCGUCGUCAGAGAGUAGUUGGAUCCCACAUGAAGGUACGGGAAUAUACUAUCCAAAGGGACAGGAAAAGGUGAUGCAAGAUGUGCCUCCUCCUCCAGCUGGCAGCAACGUGGACGAGCUCGUUAAUUGGUUCUCUUGAUAUACACUCUAUUGUAUCAUCUCGAUCUCAUGAUCUCAAAAUUAUUAUCUCUAUAAGUCUAGUUAUUAUUGUAAGGUACUUCUCUGCACCAGUCCUAUGGUAUGAUACAUCAUGUGUGUAAUUAUAAGUGGAUAUGUAUGGUGGUCAUAUAACCAAUGAUAAUGAAUAAUAGUGAUAUUAUGUAAA
Messenger RNA from Brassica napus (rape), 690 nucleotides. RefSeq lists its product as uncharacterized. The record is from RefSeq and is a predicted model, not a curated record. Lineage: Eukaryota; Viridiplantae; Streptophyta; Magnoliopsida; Brassicales; Brassicaceae. The transcript has 2 exons. Bases 172 to 504 code for a protein of 110 amino acids.